AUGAAAGUAAACACACUUUCAGAAUUCAUAAUGCAUCUUAAAUUGCUUUUGAGAAUUGCAAUGAGGCAAGAAUCAGACUGUCUUGAUGCAGGCGAUAAUUAUGCUGUAAGUAAUAUAGAAUUAGAAGACUCUGACCCUGAAGAUGAGCACAAUUCAGAGCCAGAAUCAGAGUCUACAGAAAAUGAUGAAAUAUCUGAUAUUAUCAAUAUGUAUAGUUACUAG
Messenger RNA from Funneliformis mosseae, 222 nucleotides. NCBI's taxonomy places the organism in Eukaryota, Fungi, Glomeromycota, Glomeromycetes, Glomerales, Glomeraceae. The record is from the annotation of a GenBank genome assembly.